AUGGAGCAAGUGCGAGUCAACCCGGUCAUUCCAGGCUUCGCCCCUGACCCUUCGAUUGUCUAUGUCGAUGGCACCUACUUUCUUGUCAAUUCCAGCUUCCACAUAUUCCCCGGAUUACCAGUAUAUGCAUCAAACGACCUUAGGCGGUGGAAGCAUAUUGGUAACGCUUUGAAUCGCCCUGGACAAUUAAGUCUCCGACACUCUGUCACCAAGAUCGUCGUCGACCCGACUGUCCCAGAAGACAAGGUACUCGCGCAGGGAGGAAUUUAUGCCCCCACGAUCAGAUAUCACAAGGGCACCUUUUACAUCGUCUGCACCAAUGUCCUACAUAAGCAAUCCCAAGCACCAGAUGUGAGUGAAUAUGAAAAUUUCAUCUUGUCAACCACAAACAUCUGGGCCGACGAAUGGAGCGACCCGAUCUUCUACGAUUUCAAAGGGAUUGACACCAGUUUGUUCUGGGACAACGACGACCGCGUAUACCUCGUCGGCGCUGCUUCUUCUCCCAAUGCCAAGACCAAGAUCCGGCAAUUCGAGAUUGAUCUCAAGACAGGGGCAAAACUCUCCGAGGAAAAGUUACUCUGGGAGGGAGUCACUAAGGUAUACCCUGAGGGUCCGCACAUGUAUAAGAAGGACGGAUGGUAUUACCUUCUUAUUGCCGAAGGUGGCUGUUUUGCUAAUCACCAUACCAUAAUGUCAAGGUCGCGGGAUAUCUGGGGUCCGUACGAGGUGAAUCCAGCAAACCCGGUGAUGAAGAAGGCGGAUCCCAGUGCAUAUAUCCAGCACACAGGUCACGGCGAUCUUUUCCAGAGUCCCUCAGGACAGUGGUACUUUGUGUGCCUGGGCGUCAGAAAGACCAACGGUCGGUUCAUCAUGGGUCGCGAAUCUGUCCUCACCACGGCCACCUGGCCCGAGGGUGAAUAUCCGAAGAUAGAUCCUGUCCAAGUGGAUGCGUUGCUUGCCACCAAGGGAGGUGAUUUACCUGUAUGGCCUGCCAGCAGGACGGCCGACCGCCCUGAUGUGGCUUUCGUCCAUAUCCGCGAUCCCAUUGGAGAACAUUAUAAACUGGAGGGAAACAUCAUCUCCCUGACGGCAACGAAGGCGGACGUAUCUCAAUCAGACGAGCCAGUAACAUUCAUUGGCAAGCGUCAGAGACGCCUAACGGGCUCGAGUUCAGCAGUACUAGGUCCCUUUGUGCCAUCAAAGCUCAAGGGCUCUGCUCUCAAGACUGGGCUGUGCUACUACAAAGAUGAGCACCGCUUCAUCCGUGCUUUCCUAGACGUGGAUCUUGGGGGUGUGGUCCUGGAGAUUGUCAAUAAGGCGAAGUCUAUUGAAUUGAGGACAGCUUAUCACCUUGGCGUCCUGAACAGCGACACAAGUAUUGCGUUCGGUUUUGACCAUACUGAGGUGGAGUUUGUGUUCUGGUAUGCAGCAAGCAACAACCCAGAGGGGAAGAAGGAACUUGGGAGAGUAGAUACCCUUGACAUGACUGGGCUUGACUUCGUGGGACCUAUUAUUGGGAUCUUUGCCACAAGCGAUGUGGAGGUAGAAGCUCGGUAUUCCAGCUUUGUUGUAGCAUGA
Aspergillus calidoustus is the source of this 1578-nucleotide messenger RNA. The record is from the annotation of a GenBank genome assembly. Lineage: Eukaryota; Fungi; Ascomycota; Eurotiomycetes; Eurotiales; Aspergillaceae.